AUGACGCUCAAUUAUAAUGCACAUCGAAGUGAAAUUGAGGCUGCCUAUAAGAGGGCAACCGAGUCAUCCGAUGGAGAUAAAUGGGUGAUUUUUGAUUAUGAGGGAAACUCGAACACGUUGAAAGUCGGCGAGCAAGGAACUGGCGGACUUUCUGAAUUUGCUGAAAGCUUCAGUUCUGGGCGACUUCAAUUUGGUGUGAUUGCUGUACGAUUAAGUAGUGAUGUCCUACCUAAAAUUGUUCUUGUUCAUUGGCAAGGAGAAGGCGUUCAAACUUUACGAUUGGCCUCAACAACGUCGCACGCCGAAGAAUUUCGGAGAUUCUUGAAAACCGUUCAUAUAAUUCUUCACGCUCGUAGUGAAAUUGAUAUUGAACCUGAUGCGAUUCGAAAAGAAGUCUCGAAAUUGCCGUCGACAAAUACGAAUGCAAAUGCGGAAUCUUCAUAUUCCAUUCCGGAAAAACUUGAAUCGUCGUAUAAACCAACAAAACCUCAUAUUGAACUUAAUCCGAACGCUAGAGAUGAGUUUUGGAAUAAAAUGAAUGAGGAGGAAAAGCGACGAAUGGCUGAAGAGAAAAAAGCUCGAGAAGAGGCCCAAAGACAAUACGAAGCUGAUAGGCAACGAAUCGCUAGUGAGAUUCACACGAAAGCUGAAAACUAUCAGCCUGAGAAGGUCACUUCGGUCUACAAACCGGUCAGACCGCAUGUUGAGCUCAGUGGAAAGGCGAGAGAUGAAUUCUGGAGUAAGAUGAAUGAAGAAGAAAAGAAGCGGCAGGAAGAGGAAAGGAAGGCUCGUGAAGAGCAACAGAAGCAAUUUGAGGCUGAUAGACAAAGGAUUGCGGAUGAAAUUCAUUCGAAAGCUGAAAAUUAUCAGCCUGAUCGUGUUACUUCUGUGUACAAGCCGGUCAAACCGCAUGUUGAAUUGAAUACGUCGGCUCGAGAAGAAUUCUGGAACAAAAUGAACGAGGAAGAAAAGCGUCGUGUUGCUGAGGAGAAGUCGGUUAAUGAAAUGAAACAGAAGCAAUUCGAAGAAGAUCGCAAACGGAUUGCCGAUGAUAUUCACGCUAAGCUGCAAAUUCAGGAGAAGGCGUCUAGUAACGGAGUGGACAAGACGUCGUCGAAUACUGUUGUUCUAAUCUCAGCAGGAUUGGUUGGAAGUCGAAAAGAAAUGUUCAAGAAUACGAGUCCGCAAUCAGUUCCAUUACCGAAGCCAAUAAGUACUGGCGCAAAGAAGUGGCCACCGGUUUCCACUACACCAUCCAAUAGUGCACCACCACCACCACAACCAGAGCCGGUAAUACAAGACAGUGAGCCUGAGAAGCCAUGGUCUGUCAAAGAAGAGCCGAAACAUGUUUAUGUACCUGAGCCACUUCUUCCUAAUCCGACACCGGUGUACACGGCUUAUGAAGAACCUCCGGUAGAUACUGCUCCGACAUCAACAUUCUCGCCACCGGAUCCUUCUCCACCACCACCAGCUCCUGUUACUGUCGCAUCGUCUCCACCUGCUCCGUCUCCGUCGGCUUACAUUCAGCCUUCAUAUGGUUCUCAAUAUGAUGUUGUGCCUGAGUACACCCCAGAGCCCGAGCCAGUCAAAACGGCGCUCUCUAAUAUUUCUGAGCCCCCGGCAUACAUCAGCUCACAAUACGAUAUUCCGCCAGAAAUUCAAGAAGAGCCGAAAGCUCCACAAAUCGAUCAAUACGACUUUCCACCAGCUGUUGAAGCAACGGGUCUCACCGCGAAAGCAUUAUGGGAUUAUCAGGCCGCGGACGAUACAGAAAUCUCAUUCGAUCCUGAUGACAUUAUUGAAGAAAUUGAGCAGGUUGAUGCCGGAUGGUGGAAAGGAAAAGCUCAUGGAAGAGUGGGAUUGUUCCCAGCAAACUACGUUGUUCUAUUGUAA
Messenger RNA from Caenorhabditis bovis, 1893 nucleotides. NCBI's taxonomy places the organism in Eukaryota, Metazoa, Nematoda, Chromadorea, Rhabditida, Rhabditidae. The record is from the annotation of a GenBank genome assembly.